ACAGAAUGGCCGCACGGCACGCAAUCAUUGAGUGAGGUUAUGUUAUAUUUUUUAUUUCAGUGGUUAAGCUAAAAAAAAUACGCAUUAUUACAAUUGUCCAGCUGAACUGCAAGUUGUUAACAUUACUUAGGUCUGUGAAUAAUAUCUACUAUCAAAGAAUCAAGCCACUUGUGAUUCUUUUUGUGCACAAAACAAAAAUCACAUUUACCAAUGCUAGCAGCAAGUGGGUGGUCAACUGGUUUCAUGUAAAAAUGAGUACUUCACGAGGCAACACAACACGACAAAGACCACAGAAAUACCAAAAUAAAACAGCUUUUAAAAAUGACUUGCAUGAUACAAGCCACAGGACUAAAAUUAUAAAUUCAUUAGAUAUAACUGGAGUGUGUAAACGCUGCAAAGAUAUCAUUGAAUGGAAAAUCAAAUACAAAAAAUAUAAACCACUCACAGCACCACGGAAAUGUGUUAACUGUGAACAAAAAACUAUAAAACAUGCAUAUCACAUGUUAUGCAGUAAAUGUGCUACUGAAAAACAAGUGUGUGCUAAAUGUUGCAAACCAGCUGAUAGUCCAGACGAAGAAAAGGUAGAUGAAUCACAAAAUACAGCUAUACAAAGUAUGUUAAAAGGUUUACCUGAAAGAAAAAGGAGGACUAUACUGAGAUAUUUGAACAAACAAGGUAGUGACCAACAGAAGACCAGUAUUGUUCACUUGGAAAAAAUGAUACAAGAAAUGGACAAAAUGGCUUUAGAAGAUGAUUUAGAUGACUUUUUUAGUGAUGAUGAUCCAAUCAGCAGUGACAAUGAAGGAAAAGAAUAGAUAUUAAUUAUAUGGAAUAUAUUUUAUUUAAAAAUUAUGUUGCUACAUCAUUUUAUUUUAUACAAUUUUCUAAAUAAAUUAAAUUUUCCUUACACCUUAAAUUGGACAGCAAGACCCAUGAUAAAAAAUCUUAAGUUUAUAACAUUAAUUGAGAAAAGAUAAAGAUAAGUGUAACAUCAGUUGCUCUUGAAAGCAUUCCAUUCUUAAUGAUUUUUUUGUGAAAAUGCAUUUUAUAGAGAGAUGGUUUAAUUUAAACUUUGCAAGGUUUGUAAAGGUACAUCCACAUCUCUUCAUGUCUGCCAAACUACAAUGACAAUCUGAAUAUUUAACUCUUUUACUGUUCACAUAUCAACAUGUUUGUUAAAA
Molecule: messenger RNA, 1181 nt
Organism: Ostrinia furnacalis (Asian corn borer)
Lineage: Eukaryota; Metazoa; Arthropoda; Insecta; Lepidoptera; Crambidae
Exons: 4
Coding region: 252-815 (187 amino acids)
Source: RefSeq, a predicted model, not a curated record